This is a messenger RNA of Panicum virgatum (switchgrass), 517 nucleotides long. RefSeq names its product photosynthetic NDH subunit of subcomplex B 3, chloroplastic-like. Gene Ontology annotation, molecular function: 2 iron, 2 sulfur cluster binding. The transcript is spliced from 6 exons. Gene Ontology annotation, cellular component: mitochondrion. Bases 1 to 354 code for a protein of 117 amino acids. Lineage: Eukaryota; Viridiplantae; Streptophyta; Magnoliopsida; Poales; Poaceae. The record is from RefSeq and is a predicted model, not a curated record. Gene Ontology annotation, biological process: P450-containing electron transport chain.
AUGGUCGCCUGGCAUUGCUGGGCGCCGAAGCCGGGUGCCGACGGCUCCUACCCGGUGGACCGGGCGGAGGCGGCGAGCGGCGAGAAGCUCCUCCGCGACGUCAUGAACGAGAACAAGAUCGAGCUCUACGCUGCAUACGGUAAGGUGAUGAACUGCGGCGGCGGUGGGAGCUGCGGCACUUGCAUCGUGGAGAUCCUUGACGGAAAGGAGCUCCUGAAUGAAAGGACGAACACGGAGAACCGGUACCUGAAGAAGAAACCGGAGUCAUGGAGGCUAGCUUGUCAGACAAUUGUAGGCAACAAGGAGAACUCGGGCAAGGUUGUGGUCCAACGGCUGCCCCAGUGGAAGCAAUGAUUGUGCGCAUACUUGAUCUGCACCACACUACUCGAUGUACUGACUACUGAGUCUGAUAGCAUGUGGAUACCAAGCUGUAUCUGAUUAAAUGUCAUGCACUGUGCAAUCGAGAAUAGAAAGUAUUGCCUCAUCAAUAUCGCUCGUUCAGUUCUCUUGAUACGUA